This is a messenger RNA of Penicillium nucicola, 1314 nucleotides long. RefSeq names its product lipase family protein. Gene Ontology annotation, biological process: lipid metabolic process. NCBI's taxonomy places the organism in Eukaryota, Fungi, Ascomycota, Eurotiomycetes, Eurotiales, Aspergillaceae. The record is from RefSeq and is a predicted model, not a curated record. Bases 1 to 1314 code for a protein of 437 amino acids. The transcript is spliced from 3 exons.
AUGUCUAAUCUGGUGUCGCAUACUGUGGGCAAAACCAAUGCCACUAUCCAAGAACUUGAGCAGCUUGUUCGCCAAAGCAUCGAGGGUGGUGCGAAUGUCACUGAAGCCACUUCGAGGUUAUUAGAUCGGGUGCUCACGUCGAUUGAUGGCGGGUCCUUUUGCGGACGAGAAAAUGAACUCAUCGCCGCAUGUGCUGUUCCCUCUCAAUUAAACAGAAGGGAUCACCAUCCAGGGCGAAAAGGGAAGAAAUCUACCGGGUCGGUCGAUUACUUCUCCAAGGUGUACUUAUACGCAAACUCACGACUACCGCCGCAUGUCCAAACUCUGAGCUUUCACCCCACGACAUAUCCUAUUCUGCAACUAGCUGCUAAGUAUUCCCGACAAGCCUAUGACAAGCCCUCAGGCCGUGAACGACAUUCAUAUGUCAGCUCCGACUGGCGCCAGCUUACAAAAGCCAUGGUUGUGAAAUCAGUGCCAAUUGAUGAUCUCAACACAAUUGUCUUCGCUAUUCGAGGAACGCAAAGUUUCGUCGACUGGGCUGUCAAUGUUCACACCGCACCAACAUCUCCCGCCGGGUUUUUGGACGAUCCUUCCAACUGCUGUCAUUCUGGCUUCCUUUCUGUGGCCCGGAAAAUGGUCGCCACGGUUGCAGCUCGACUGCGUAAUCUGCUAGAAGAGGACCCAUCUCGUAUGUCCUACUCGCUAGUUCUGACGGGCCACUCUGCUGGCGGUGCUGUGGCUACCCUGCUGUACCUGCACAUGCUUGCCGAGUCGCCAUCUGUUGAGUCUGACCUUACGCACCUUCGGGGGUGCUUUAGGCAUAUUCACUGUGUCACAUUCGGUGCACCCCCUAUUUCUAUCCGACCAUUGCAGCCAUCCCCUGCUGCUCUGAGGUCUAAGUCUCUCUUCUUUGCUUUCAUCAAUGAGGGUGAUCCUGUCGCUCGAGCUGAUAGAGGGUACUUUCUUUCGCUGUUGGAUCUCUAUGUAUCGCCUGCACCGCGCGCAGCGUUUACUAUGUACAAAGGUGCGAAGCAUCGUGCACCUAUAUACUGGAGAUUACCUGCGUCUACUCUUGCGCUCGCAGGCCGGUUGAUUGUUCUUCGGCCGCGAGAACAAUGGAUUGGUAGACCUGUUGUUGUGGGACCGCCUGCUCUUGGUGGACCUUCCACUCUACCGCACGAGGACGUGGAUGCUUGUGGCGUUACGGAUAUGGGGUUGCGGGGUAUUCUUUUUGGAGAUCCUGUCAUGCAUUUCAUGGACUUGUACUCUCGGCGCAUUGAUGCGAUGGCAAGAGGUGCCUUGAAGAAGAGGUGA